UUCAGAUAUGGGGUCUGAUAAGACACAAAUGAAUAACUUUAAAGGAUUCUUUGGUUAUUUAUUAUUGUCUUUUAUUUGAUGGUGGUUCGAACUGAAAUUUUUAAGGUUAGUGUUAAAAACCAACCAACGACACCAUCAUAGCUCACCCAUAGGCUCUAAGAAUACUUCCAACAAGUUUAAAAACCCCAUUCAAAAGCCUAAAUUGGUCUACUUCACACACCCCAUCCGCCACUGUCCCCAAAAUGAUGUCUCUCCUUCCUUCACUCUUUCUCCUACUAGUGACCAUGGCCGCUGCAAUCCCUCUCCGGCCUGGUUUCUACUCUGAAACAUGUCCACCAGCGGAAGUCAUAGUCAGAGAUGUGAUGAGGAAAGCCAUGAUUAGGGAGCCAAGAAGCGUUGCCUCGGUCAUGCGCUUUCAAUUCCAUGAUUGCUUUGUUGAUGGCUGUGAUGCUUCUUUGCUGCUAGAUGAUACACCAAACAUGACAGGGGAAAAGCUAGCUCUUUCCAAUAUAAAUUCGCUAAGAUCCUUCGAAGUAAUCGAUGAGGUCAAGGAAGCCUUGGAGAAGGCCUGUCCAGGAACAGUUUCUUGUGCAGAUAUCGUAAUCAUGGCCGCCAGGGAUGCUGUUGCUCUGACUGGAGGACCUGAUUGGAUAGUGAGGCUGGGAAGAAAAGAUAGCUUAACAGCAAGUCAAGAAGACUCAGACAACAUAAUGCCAAGCCCAAGAGCAAAUGCAAGUUUUCUCAUUGAUCUCUUCAGCCAAUUCAACCUAUCUGUCAAGGAUCUUGUAGCCCUUUCUGGAUCACACUCAAUCGGCGAAGGAAGGUGCUUCUCAAUAAUGUUCAGGCUCUACAACCAAUCUGGCUCAGGCAAGCCCGACCCUGCCAUUGAACCAAGGUUUAGAGAAAAGCUAGACAAGCUUUGUCCGCUUGGUGGAGAUGAAAAUGUAACAGGUGAUCUUGAUGCAACACCAAGAUUGUUUGAUAACCAAUACUUCAAGGACUUGGUUGCAGGGAGAGGAUUUCUGAAUUCGGAUCAAACGCUUUUCACAUUUCCUCAGACUAGAAAAUAUGUCAAGCUUUUUAGCGAAGACCAGAAUGCGUUUUUUAAUGCCUUUGUUGAGGGAAUGUUGAAAAUGGGUGACUUGCAGUCCGGGCGGCCUGGUGAGGUUAGAACCAAUUGUAGGGUGGCCAAUAGCCGGCCAGUGGAUGUAUGACUGGAAUCUUGAAGGAAGAAAUUUUAUUGUACUUAAAGCCAUUAAGAGUAGAAAAGUUUGAGAAUUGAGAGAUUGGCAGAGAAUAAGGCUAGCGAAUUCAUAUACUCAAAGCUUAUCACAACUAAGAUGCUUCUGGUUGGAAUCUUUGACAGAAUUUAUGAGAGCGAUUUAGUGAAUUAUGCAAAUAUCAAAGACGUUUUCCUUUCAGUUUUUUUUUUUUUUUGUUCUCUUUCGGAAAGAGGGGGGUGUAGGGGCAAAUCUUUCUGCCUUGACUGCCAGAACUGCAGUCAAGAAGAAUUGCCAUUUUGCGAAUAGCCAUAUAGAGUAAUGGGAACAAAACUUUAAUUGUACUUCAGCAAUUAUGCACAAGAUGCCAAUCCAGUUCCCCUUUUUGUAA
Messenger RNA from Theobroma cacao (cacao), 1611 nucleotides. RefSeq names its product Peroxidase superfamily protein. Lineage: Eukaryota; Viridiplantae; Streptophyta; Magnoliopsida; Malvales; Malvaceae. The record is from RefSeq and is a predicted model, not a curated record. Gene Ontology annotation, molecular function: peroxidase activity; heme binding. Gene Ontology annotation, biological process: hydrogen peroxide catabolic process; response to oxidative stress.